AUUUAACCUAAUAUCCAGAGCCCAGCACAAUUCAUUCCCUCAUACCAAAACCACUCUCUUCUUCAUCAGGGUUUUAGCGAGAGAGAGAGAGAGAGACGGAGGUUUUAGAGAGAGAGUAAAGAUGAGUUUGGUGGCCGGUUCAUACGAUCGCUUCAUAUGGGGCAUCAAGAUCAGAACACUAAAACAAUCCCAAGCCCUAACCCUAGUCAAACUCUUCAACUAUCCCUCCCACAUCUCCUCCAUCAAGUCCGUUGCCGUCUCCGGCUCCGUGGCCGUCUCCGGUGGCGCCGACGACACCAUCAAGAUCUACGACCUCUCAACCUCCUCGGAAAUCGGCAGCCUCACCGACCACUCCUCCAGCGUUACCGCCCUCUCCUUCUUCACCCCGCCCUCCCUCUCCUUCCCCCGCAACCUCCUCUCUGCCUCCGACGACGGCUCUGUCUGCAUCUACGACGCCGACCCUUUCGUCCACCUCAAAACCGUGAACGCCCACAAGAAGGGAAUCAACGACCUCGCAGUGCACUCCUCGGGGAAGUUAGGGUUGACGGUGGGUAGAGAUUCAUGCUUGGCUUUGUUGAAUUUGGUGAGAGGAAGGCGGAGUUUUUAUUGUAGGUUGGGAAAGGAAGCAUCUAUUGUGAAGUUCGAUUCCAGCGGAGAUAAAUUUUACAUGGUAAUGGAGGAAAAGGUGUCGGUCCACGACUCUGAGGACGCAAGAUUGGUCUUUGAAUUUGAUAAUGAAAAAAGAGUUCUUUGCGCUGCACCUGGCACGAAUGGACUUCUCUUUACUGGUGGAGAGGACAAAAAUAUCACGGCAUGGGACACAACAAGUGGAAAGGCUGCAUAUUGUAUUGAGAAUGCACAUUUGGCCCGUGUAAAAGGUAUUGUUGUGCUCUCUAGGAGUGAUGGUGCUUCUGGUGAUGAUGAUCCAUAUAUAGUAGCAUCUGCAUCGUCAGAUGGGGUCAUUCGCGUUUGGGACGUCCGCAUGGCUAAUAAGGAGAAGCCCAGUCCAUUGGCUGAGUUUAAUACAGGAUCAAGGCUGACAUGUCUCGCUGGGUCCUCUCUGAAAUGCUCAGUUGAUCGGCGAGAGCAGGCGGUGACGAAGAGAGACCAGGUGGCUCUGGUGACGACGGCGAGAGCAAGCGACGGCGAUGGUGAGAGAAGGGGGUGAUGGAUUAUAUCACAAAAGCAACCAUUAGAUGGAUAAAAUAAAAGCUUCCAGAUUACCCCGGGUUGGAAGCAUUGGUCAAAACAAAGAGCAGGAUGCAGCCAAGGAGGGUUCAUAGCUUUCAGAUAUUUGCCGAGUGAGGAUGUAGGCGUAAAUUAUUUUAAGGUUUUUGGUUCAAAUUGUACUUCGUGGAAGCAAAGUUUCUUCCUGAUCUGUUAACUAAAUUUUGAUCUGUUAGUUCAAAUUUGUCACUAUUUGUAGUUUGAAUAUACUUUUUGGGUAUAUCAAGGGAAACAAACAGAAAGCCCAGGGGGAAAAAGACCAUUCAGAGAACAUACACUGAAUCUGCUGGAGUAAAAUUUUCAAUCCUUUUUGCUUUUAUGGAAUUGAUGGUGUUUCUGAGUUCAA
Cornus florida is the source of this 1573-nucleotide messenger RNA. RefSeq lists its product as uncharacterized. NCBI's taxonomy places the organism in Eukaryota, Viridiplantae, Streptophyta, Magnoliopsida, Cornales, Cornaceae. Gene Ontology annotation, molecular function: protein binding. The coding region runs from base 122 to 1168 and encodes 348 amino acids. The transcript is spliced from 4 exons. The record is from RefSeq and is a predicted model, not a curated record.